Molecule: messenger RNA, 366 nt
Organism: Cooperia oncophora
Lineage: Eukaryota; Metazoa; Nematoda; Chromadorea; Rhabditida; Trichostrongylidae
Source: the annotation of a GenBank genome assembly
AUGGAAUGGGAUGAUGAGGGUAUGCUGUUAUGGGGCAGAAAAUACGAAUUGGGCCUUUGUCACUUCUGGCGCACGCAUCCCGACAGUCGACAUCCCCCAGAUCAAACGGACGCUGUAGCUGCACACACACACAGAGGUAUAGAAUUCCUCGAAAGACUAGGUGCUUUCGCUAAGGAGCGGGCUAUGAUUGAAGAGGAAUAUGCCGCUAAAUUAAGGUAUGUGUAUAACGACGUAAGCACAGAAUCUCUUGGUAGGAAGAAAGAAGAUGAAGAAGCAGCUAAGAGUUUCACUUAUGUGAGGUCAUUUGCGAAUCUGCUCCACGAACUAGAGCUACUUGCUGGUCAGCAUGAGGUGUGUACUGUGUAA